This is a messenger RNA of Neocloeon triangulifer, 2987 nucleotides long. It is a transcript of the gene Eaat2, whose product is annotated as excitatory amino acid transporter. Gene Ontology annotation, cellular component: plasma membrane. The transcript is spliced from 11 exons. Bases 218 to 1876 code for a protein of 552 amino acids. Gene Ontology annotation, biological process: L-glutamate transmembrane transport. NCBI's taxonomy places the organism in Eukaryota, Metazoa, Arthropoda, Insecta, Ephemeroptera, Baetidae. The record is from RefSeq and is a predicted model, not a curated record. Gene Ontology annotation, molecular function: glutamate:sodium symporter activity; neutral L-amino acid transmembrane transporter activity; L-glutamate transmembrane transporter activity.
CACACCUAGUCAUUUUUGCCGGCAGCAAGUCACUCGCGCUCCCUCGUCAAGAUCACAGUUCUUUCUCGUGCGCACCCACUUUCGAGUCCCACAAGUUUGGGACCUAAAGAAAGCGACGAAAAGUAGGCAGCGACGAAAGCAAACACGGCUCGAUUUCCCACAACGCGAUUAAAAAAACCACGUCACUGGCGAUUUGAUCUGAAACUUAAAAUCUGAAAUGGAGCACUCGAAUCCCUUUUCAGAAUUUCUGUUCUCCAAAAUGGGCGAUCCUUCGGCGGCGGCGGCCAGCUGCAGCAAACUCAGACAGAUCAAGCGCUGGCUCAGGAAGAACCUGCUGCUCCUGGUCACCGUCUCAGGAGUCUUCUUCGGAGUUGUACUCGGAGUUGGACUCCGGCCGUUGCAUUUAACUCCUGACACCAUCCUGCUGGUGUCCUACCCUGGAGAACUCUUCAUGAGACUGCUGAAACUGAUGAUCCUGCCCCUAGUUAUAGCCAGCUUGAUCGCAGGAGCGGCGAGUCUGAACGCCAAAAUGAACGGUCGCCUCGCCAUUCGCACAAUGGUAUACUUUUUGCUUACGUCGCUUUUCAAUGCCGCCCUCGGCGUCGCCCUCGCCGUCAUCAUGCACCCCGGCGACCCUGAAACCAAGAAGUUACUGGGAGCAGGCACCGAACAACGAGAAGUGAACAUCCUAGAUGGAUUCCUCGAUCUUGGAAGAAACAUUUUCCCUGACAACCUGUUUCAAGCCGCAUUUCAACAGGCGCACACCGUCUACAUCCCACGCAAAGUUUAUGUCCGCAACGGCACUGAGAAUGACACUUUGAUUGCGUCAGCCGAUAUCGAUGUUUUGAAAGCCAGCAUCAAUAUGGUGCGGGACGUCCAAUACAGAGAAGGAACCAACACCCUCGGAAUAAUUUUCUUCUGCCUCGUUUUCGGAACCGUUCUUGGUACCCUGGGGCGAAAAGCCAGAGUGGUCGUAGAGUUCUUCUCAGCCGUUGACGAGGUCAUCAUGAAAAUGGUCACAGGAGUUAUGUGGUUGACUCCGAUCGGCGUGAGCAGCGUGAUUGCGGGGAAAAUCCUGUGUGUGGAAAACCUGGGCCUGGUGACUGUUCAAUUGGGCUGGUUCAUCUUCACGGUGGUUCUGGGCGUGCUGCUGUACCAACUUGUGUUUAUGCAGCUCAUCUACCUGGCCAUUGUGAAGCGCAACCCAUUCAAGUUCUACUGCGGCCUCGUUCAGGCCACCCUGACGGCUUUUGCCACCGCUUCAACGGCCGCGGCUCUUCCCGUCACCUUCAGAUGCAUGGACCAGAAAGUGAAAGUGGACUCGAGGGUGUCUCGGUUUGUGUUGCCCAUUGGCGCCACUGUGAAUAUGGACGGCACGGCUCUCUUCGUCAGCAUCGCCUCUGUCUUCAUAGCCCAGAUCAAUGAGAUUCCGCUGAGCAUGGGGGAAUAUGUCACCAUUGCUCUCACUUCCACGGCGGCUAGCAUAGCGUCAGCCAGCGUCCCAAGCGCUGCGUUGGUGCUCAUGUUGAUUGUGCUGACUGCCAUCGAUGCGCCCGUCCAAGACGUCUCUCUGCUUUUCGCCGUCGACUGGUUUGUCGAUCGCGUCCGCACAACUAACAACAUGCUUGGCGACUGCUAUGCUGCCGCUGUGGUCGAGCACUUGUCCAAGGCAGAACUGAAAGCCUCACCCUCCCACGGAUCGAUUGUCCGCAACCUGACAGACAGAGAUGAUCACGCUGCUGCCUCCGGCAAUGGGCACCUGGGCAAUGGUCACAUUCUUCCCAUUUCGCGGAAUGACCUGAAAGGGAGCGAAUCCUAUGAGACUGCGGCCAUGCUGGAAGUGAAGAUCCAAGAGCCAGCCGUGCAUAAGAAAUAGAUAGACUGACAAGUACCUGAUCGCGAGAGUGAUAAAAUUCAAUUGUUGGAUUUUUAUUAUAAUUAUACCAUUUAUUGUUCACUUUUGCAGGAAAACAGUGAUUAUAAUUUGUUGAUUUUUGCAAGUAGAGCGCACUAGUAGAAAUUUCAAGCGACAAAUUUGAGCCUCUCUUUUUUGAUAAAAAUAGGAGUUUUGUCAGUUUUAAUUUUUUAUAUCUUCAAAAUUACAAGUUCUAAUUCUCCUAAAAGUCAACUUAAUUGAAAAAAAAUAUUUUCGAUGGAAUUUAAAAAAAAAAUAGACCUUCAAUUAUACUCAUUUGUAUCAUAUAAAUAUAACACCUAAAAUUAAAAAAUUAAAAUAAAUCAAAAUUAUAUAUACAUAAUGGAAAUGGAACUAAAUUUUCAGGAGGAUGUAGGAAAAAAAACACACACACACACACACAUUGUGGAUAAAAAAAAAAAUUCAAUUGGAGACUUAGGGUCCUCUGAUUAAAUUGAGAGCUUUAAAAUCAUUGAAUGCUUGGGAUAUAGAAGAGUAUAUUUGUCAAUAGCGGUGGAUUUAUAAAAUAUAUUUAUUAGAGUAAAUGGAAGUCGAGUGUUGCAUACGUUAUCAAUUAACUAUAUUUUUUUGAUGUGAAUAAAUAAAAUAGACGCGGGUAUCUGGUAUUUCCAACAAGCUCUUCAGUCACACUGCAUAUGUAGAGUUAGUUACUUUUUUGUGAAAAGAGCUGACUAUCUAAUGUUAUAUUAUAAUUUGUGAUGAAACAUGUCCAUGUUUGUAGGCAAUCACCCUAACAUGCCAGAAUCUGUACUGCUUUUCCUGUAGUUUUAAUUCUAGGUUCUCACCACGUGCAUUAGGACCAAUAAGUGUUUGAUCCCUUAAUUAGCAAAUAGCGCUAACUCGCCGAAGUUCAACGACAAUAUUUCUCAUAAAAGUUCCCACUCACCAUUUUCUAUAUAGUAUAAACAACUUUUCAAUUAUUUUAUGAAAAUAUUUUUCCGAAAUGUUUAAUUGUUUGUUGCUGCGCACUUUCAAUUUACUCUAAGCAUUAAUAGGUAAGUAUGAUGAUUACUGAUGAUUAUUUAUAGAAAAUAUCUUUUUUUUUUCAAAA